GGUGCAGGAGGUCGUGCACUUCCCGGCCGCCACGCACCCGCCCGGCGCCGCGCUGGAGUGCACCUACAUCCAAAUCGAGCAGGUGGAAAAGACCCACGCCGUGGUCCUGAGCCGCCCCUCCUGGCUCUGGGGCGCAGAGAUGGGGGCCAACGAGCACGGCGUGUGCAUCGGGAACGAAGCGGUCUGGGGGAGAGAGGAGACCAGCGACGACGAAGCUCUCCUCGGCAUGGACCUCGUAAGGCUUGGACUCGAGAGAGCGGACACAGCUGAAAAGGCUCUUACCGUCAUAGUUGAUUUGCUAGAAAAAUAUGGACAGGGAGGAAACUGUAUGGAGAGCCACAUGGUAUUUACAUACCAUAACAGUUUUCUGAUAGCUGACAGAAGGGAAGCAUGGGUGCUGGAGACAUCAGGAAAAUACUGGGCAGCAGAAAAAGUAGAAGGAGGUGUACGGAAUAUUUCCAACCAGCUCUCUAUCACAACCAAGAUUGACAGAGAACACCCAGAAUUGAAGGAAUAUGCCAAAAGCAAGGGCUGGUGGGAUGGGGAAAAGGAAUUUGAUUUUGCUGCCACGUAUUCUUAUGUAAAUACUGCCAGAAUGACCACAUCCAGAGGCCGAUAUUGUGAAGGCUAUAAACUUCUGAACAAACACAAAGGAUCUAUCACUUCUGAAAUAAUGAUGGAAAUUCUUCGUGACAAAGAGAGUGGCAUUAAUAUGGAAGGUGGAUUUAUGACAACUGGAAGCAUGGUGUCUGUAUUGCCUCUGCAGCCUAAUCUGCCGUGUAUUCAUUUCUUUACCGGAACUCCAGAUCCUGCGAGGUCUGUAUUCAAGCCUUUCAUUUUUGUGCCCAAUAUUACUCAGUUAUUAAAAACUAGCUCCCCUACAUUUGGUCAUGAUGAUCCAGUUAAGAAGCAACCACGUUUUCAGAAUAAGCCAGAUCGAAGACAUGAGCUCUAUAAAAAACAUGAAAGUGCUGCUGUAGUUAUGGAAACUGUCCAGGGCAAAGGUAAAGACAUGCUGAAAGAGAUACAGGAGUUGGAGAAACAGAAGAUAAGUGAAAUGGAAUCAAUCCUGCAAAAUGGAUGUCUUGACAUUAACCAAGUGGUUAACCUUUUUUCACAGUGUGUAGAAGAAGAACUCAAAAUAUAUAGCUAGAACUACUAUUUGAAUGUGGUAAAAUUCAGUUUUAUGAUUAACUUUUCUAAUGAAGUGGCUAUAUAGAUUAAAUCUUAUUUUCAAUAUACCAGUUAGUAUGGACAGUUUUAAAGAUGGGGAUUCAUAUUCAGGCCAAACAGCUUUUGAUUGUAUGAAGCAACACUGAAAAGGCUCUUAACAGCUAGGCAGUGGCUUUGUCUGUAUGUGGCAUAAAGCUGUCAGCAGAGAUUGAUUUCAUCAACAAACAGAUGCAAUUAGAAUGUAAUAGCUUGACUACACUGCGGAACAACCCCAUCUCUGGAUGAAGAACAUGAACUCAGAUUUAGAGAACUCACUUCUAGUGUACACACAUGCAGCUUUUAUAGUCAAGAUAAUAGUAGCAGAAUUUCACAUUGCCUGAAUUAAAAUGGCCAUGCUGAAGGAUUUCGUAAAAUGUAGAAGUUAUUAUAAGGUAUAUUAAAACCAAAUCACAGUUACAAUUUUACCAUGAUUUGUUGUGAAAUCUGAUUACAUGGAAUUGAACAACGCAAGCAUCCUGCAAGUUACCACACAAUUUUCACUACCCUGUCUAUUAUUUUCCCUACCCUGAUACCAAAAAUAAACUAACUUAUUUACGUACAAUGUGAUUAUUGUCAAAUUAAUUCUGCAAUACACUUUAUAACAUCAAGUGGGAGGUUUUUUAAUAUGAUCUUGAAUUGUUACUUUUAAAAUCAGGCAACUAGAAGGGAAGAGGUUGGGGUACACAAGUAUAUACGUGUACUCAGCAGGACACUUAAAAGGGCUUCUAAGAUUUUUUCACUUCAUAUAAAGCCUUUUAACCAUGACUCGUCUUGCCAAAAUUACUAGACUAUGAAAUAAAAAAUCAAGCUUUUUGCCUUGCCAGGAACUCUUCCUGAUCCUGUUUAAAAUUAAUGAUCAAUAUGUGACACUACCUUUAUUAUCUGUGGCAAGGGACAAACUGAGCAAACAACAAAGAAAGAAGAUUCUGACUUCACUACAUGAUCAAGCAGGAUAAAAAGUAUGAUGGGAAGGAAAAAAACAAAAACCA
Messenger RNA from Gavia stellata (red-throated loon), 2201 nucleotides. It is a transcript of the gene SCRN3, whose product is annotated as secernin 3. The record is from RefSeq and is a predicted model, not a curated record. Bases 140 to 1153 code for a protein of 337 amino acids. NCBI's taxonomy places the organism in Eukaryota, Metazoa, Chordata, Aves, Gaviiformes, Gaviidae. The transcript has 7 exons. Gene Ontology annotation, molecular function: dipeptidase activity; cysteine-type exopeptidase activity. Gene Ontology annotation, biological process: proteolysis.